Suillus subalutaceus is the source of this 1026-nucleotide messenger RNA. RefSeq lists its product as uncharacterized. Bases 76 to 924 code for a protein of 282 amino acids. NCBI's taxonomy places the organism in Eukaryota, Fungi, Basidiomycota, Agaricomycetes, Boletales, Suillaceae. The transcript has 5 exons. The record is from RefSeq and is a predicted model, not a curated record.
GGUAAGUAGCGGAGGCUCUCCUGUUUGUUUAAAAACAUCGCAUCCUGACCCUUCAGAUCUCAUACUCGAUUCAUCAUGGCUACUGCACUUAAAGACUCGAUUCUAGUUCCAGCUCCGGUGCUUAAGGGUGCUUCUGCAGCUCGACCCACUACCGCCAACUCUCAACCUAGAAAAAAGAAGAAUAUGAUUGCCCCUGAUCAGUUGAAUCAUCUCCUCGAUAGUUUUCGUCAAGUUUGUAGCGGGGAAUCCGGGGAUUUCGCCCUCAGGUAUGAGUUUUCUGGGAUUCGGCGGGUCGAGUACGAAGAAUUAGAGCGUUUCAUCGACGAGACUUGUAAUUUCGGUUUAAAACCAAGAUUGACGUACUUCAACGACGACACUCUGAUCAUCGAAAUGCCUUCGGCAGUACACGAAGCUCCUCUGGUUGCUCUGCAUACAGCACUCACGUGUUUCCUGCAGAGCAUUCCCUUUGACCGUCAAGCAAUCAAUGCAAACGUUAUGACUAAUAUACAUGCAUCGGAUUCACUUGUCGGCGGCGCUAAGGUUAUCACCUACGGCCUUGCAGAGACGGCACGCAUCAUCGAAAAUCCUUCCUUAUCACUGGCAAUCGCCAUUGUAAUUUUCGAAAACCAACCCUAUCGUUCGCCAAAUAGUGACUCAGAUACGGCACGUAGUCUAUUACGGGAGCCGUCGAAACGUGCAGCAGAAGACUUCGUUUCCAUGGCAGGCUGCCACCCGGCCUUGAACGCAUCGGUCAUUGUAGAGAACCAUGUAUGGUGCUCGAUAUCAUCGGUUUGGUUCAAGGUUUGGGUGCGUGGGGAUGAUCCCAUAGACAUCUUCUCAAACGAUUUAACUCUGGUUGCGGAUGGGGUAAUACUAUCAUUCCCGGUAAUAUGUACACGGUUGCUGAUAUGCAAAACUUUAUAACACUUCAACAUCGUGCUCAACUGGUGUCGAAAAAAUUCAGGUGUAUGCAGAGUACCUAGAAAUGAUGUUUUGUACAAGUAGAAUAAAAAUUUCUUGGAUGUU